Molecule: messenger RNA, 1245 nt
Organism: Styela clava
Lineage: Eukaryota; Metazoa; Chordata; Ascidiacea; Stolidobranchia; Styelidae
Source: RefSeq, a predicted model, not a curated record
AUGAGUCAUUAUUUCCGUUAUCUGAAUACAUUUGAUCAUACUUAUUCUCUACAGGAGGACGCAAUAUUGUCUGAUGAACUAAAUCACGCAUCUAUCAUCGACGGAAUUCGACUUUGUAAAGCAAAUAAAUAUAGAUAUAAACAUUUGGAUAUGAGAGAUCUUGAGGAAAAACUGAUUGAUGCACAGAAAUGUCGCCAUAGAAUGAUAGCAACUGAUGGUGUAUUCAGUAUGGACGGAGAUGUUGCACCGCUUCGCGACAUAUGUGAUCUUGCAGAAAAGUACAAGGCAUUUGUAUUCAUUGAUGAAUGCCACGCUACUGGAUUUCUGGGCAAAACUGGAAGAGGAACAGAUGAACUGCUUGGUGUCCAGAGUCGUGUGGCCAUCAUUAACUCAACUCUGGGCAAGGCAUUGGGAGGUGCAGCGGGAGGAUACACUACUGGCCCAAAACCUAUCAUCGAUUUGCUUCGGAAUCGAUCUCGUCCUUAUCUUUUUUCAAACAGUUUACCACCUCCAGUGGUUGGCUGCGCAAGUAGGGUAUUCGACAUUUUGACGAAAAGUAGUGGGCUAGUUGAGAACAUAAGCUUAAAAACUGAGAGAUUUCGAGGUCAAAUGGUAAAAGCUGGGUUCAAAAUCUUAGGAAACAAUCAUCCAAUAUGUCCCGUUUUUCUCGAAGAUGCUAAGCUAGCUUCUGGAAUGGCUGAAAAACUAUUACAAAAAGGCAUAUAUGUCAUUGGAUUCAGUUAUCCAGUAGUUCCAGUUGGCAAAGCAAGGAUACGUGUUCAGAUAUCAGCAUCACACAGCAACGAAGACGUCGAUAGAGCUGUCGAAGCUUUUGUUGAAGUUGGAAAAGAAAUGGGAGUCAUUUCAUAAACAUGGCGUCUUUAUAACUUUUAAUAUUUUAUUACAAACUGUGCUCGGUUAAUUUCGGAUAAACUUGAAUUGGCGCAGGGUGCAUUUUGAAUUGCUUCUACGAUAUGUUCAUUUGGACAAAUGUUCUUUUCAUUGCCAACGAUUAUCCAAGUAACAAUAUUCACGUAAAAACAUUGCAUUUCCGAAAUAUUAUGGAUGACACUUUUGAAAGGUGAUAUCAUCAUGUGGGAUUUGGUGAAUGUAUACUGUGCUAAAAUCAAAAUUAGGAUGAGUCGUCUCGUGUAGGCUACCCCAUAUUAUACCAGUAGCAACUGUAUUCAAUGUUGUCAAUGUUAUUUAAUAAAAUAUGAAAAUAUAUACAUAUAUAUAUUCACA